GUUCUAUCAAUACACUUGCUUUUGGCUCGAGUCUGCAGGGUUCAAGAGCAACGAAACCCCCCUUCACCGUCUUCAUUGCGUUGUCAAACGAGUAUGCGGCUUCUUGAUACCGAGACCCAGGAACUCAAGUCGUUCUCGGGGAAAGGGGAACUAUGUUACGCCAUUCUUUCCCACACCUGGGAAAAUGACGAAAUCCUCUUCGACGACAUGGUGACGCCAGGUCACCAGUGGAAAGUCAAGGAGGGCGCCAAAAAAGUCUUGGGAAGCUGUCAACUCGCAAAGUCUCAAGGAUACCAAUACAUCUGGAUCGACACGUGCUGCAUCGACAAGACCAGCAGCGCUGAGUUGUCGGAAGCCAUAAAUUCGAUGUUCAAAUGGUACAUGGAGGCUGCUGUCUGCUAUGUCUACCUCACUGAUGUCAGCGACGACGGCUCGAUCAUGGGGUGCCGCUGGUUCGAUCGUGGCUGGACGCUGCAAGAGCUAAUUGCGCCAACAUCUGUCAAAUUCUAUAACCAAGAGUGGCAUUACAUUAAUGACAAGGUAUCUUUAUCAUUACAGCUUGCUACUAUCACCGGUAUUGAUGAAGCACUGCUACGCUGCGGCCAGAACACUGGCAUGGAGCCGCCGCUCAUUGGACAACAAGAUACGAAGCCCAGAAAGCAGUCAUAUGGGACUCAGAGGGCCUGCACAGUUAGCCGACUGCAUCAGCUAAGGGACUACUGCGUUGCCCAAAAAAUGAGUUGGGCCUCGAGACGUCAGACGACACGCGAUGAAGACAUGGCUUAUUGCCUCAUGGGACUUUUCGAAGUCAAUAUGCCACUUCUCUACGGAGAAGGUGGCAGCAAGGCAUUCUUCCGAUUACAAAGGGAAAUCCUGAAUACUACCCAAGACCAAUCCAUCUUGGCUACCGCCUGUCCUUCUGUAAAAUCGGACUCCUCUCCAACUGCCCUUGCUUCGGGGCCGGAUUACUUCUUGAACAGCGGGACCGUCCAUCUCAGACGUAAGCUGACAACAGUCGCAGAAGCACAUACGACAUACUCUAUGACCGUGGACCUGACAAAAUUCGGGGUCAAUGUCGAGCUUCUGAUCGCAAAUGAAAUUGGGCUUCCAUUCAGCGCGCAGCCGUGCUGGUUUGGGAUCCUCGAUUGCCAGAUGGGAAAAAGCCCACUGGGGCGUCCGGUCAUUCCGUUGCAUCCGAUCGAAGAAUUGAAUGACUCGACCAUCAUUUGCUCUCGAGGGCAGGGGCUCUUUGAGAUAUCUCCUGAGCACCCCAGUGGUGCCCGAGACCUGAAGGCCCUCAAUGGGUGGCCAGGUCCGGAGCAUCUUCCCGACCUAGGUAUUCUCGACAUCCAGAAUAUCAAAAAGCAAAAGAUCACGAUCCUUCAAAGCCUUGAACACUUGGAUCCAAGUCAUUAUCAAGAGGGUCUUCCUUGUCCUAUUCAGUGCGUUAGCAUGAGCUCCGAGUGCCAGCCAUACUCAGUUGAGUGUGAGAGCAUGGGCCGCGCCAUCCUCCAAAACCCUGGCUAUCCUCGGCUGCUCGUUUGCAUUUUCAGAGAUCAGAAUGACCGCGUUGGCUAUCGGGCGUUGCUGUGGAGUUUACACGACAUUUAUACCGAUCACCGUGCAGAGUUAGGCGGCAAUGCAGCGAGCGCGGGAGAGAUACUCGACAACCUCAAACAACGUGAUAUAGUUCUUCAACUCAGUGGCUUUGGGCUCAGGACCACAGACCCACGUCAGGGGUUCUGUAAUGGCUCUAAAUCGCUGCAGGUGAGCAGCCGCAGCUUUUCAUCCACUCGAUUUUUACGGGUAGAGGCGGAGGUCUCCACAAUGACGUUGUUAGACUGGAAGAUGCCUGAAGUCACCGUGGCCACGACUUGCCUCGGAUCACGAAAUUCUCCACCUAAGGGAUUCAUGGAGAUUGCAAAAUGGGCCACACCAUACAGUCACCAGUUACCAUGGGAUCUCUAGUCAGCGGCGCCGGCGGGAGCGAUGACUUCUAGCCCUGUCUAUUAGUACGGCACGAGGCUGAGGCCACGUGCCCACGUGUUGUAUUCUCUAGGCACUGCUAUCGGCAUUGUGUUUGGUCUUGAGCGUUCAUCACUGCACAGAGGCGCCACAUACGUUUAUAUGUAUGGGGAUCAGAAACUAAACCACCAGUCUAGGGUCGAACUCUCCCUAGGAAGUGAAUGGUUGUCUAGUUCCUCAACGGCCACUGGAUGUGCAGACGAGGACUUCCAUGCCAUCACAUCAUAAUUAUCUUGAAUGUGUAUGGACUAUGCCAUGCGUACUGUUUGGCUUUACCUUGGUUUCAUUUUAUCCUCUACGCGUCCGUGACUCUUUCAUACCCCUACGUCUAUUCUUUGGUUUCAGCCACGCCAUUGCACUUAUCGGGGGACCGGCG
Molecule: messenger RNA, 2401 nt
Organism: Diaporthe batatas
Lineage: Eukaryota; Fungi; Ascomycota; Sordariomycetes; Diaporthales; Diaporthaceae
Exons: 3
Coding region: 94-1968 (624 amino acids)
Source: RefSeq, a predicted model, not a curated record